Molecule: messenger RNA, 2703 nt
Organism: Myotis lucifugus (little brown bat)
Lineage: Eukaryota; Metazoa; Chordata; Mammalia; Chiroptera; Vespertilionidae
Product: vitamin D3 hydroxylase-associated protein-like
Exons: 15
Coding region: 664-2478 (604 amino acids)
Biological process (GO): fatty acid catabolic process
Molecular function (GO): amidase activity; fatty acid amide hydrolase activity
Source: RefSeq, a predicted model, not a curated record
UCCUGGUCCAAGGAGAAAAUGGAUGGCUCUGGAAGAGAGUGUGGCCUUGCUUUGGGAGUAGGGAAUGAACGCUCCCCUGGGAUGACAGGGGCAGGGGUGAGGGCUAUGCAGGCCUCACUUCCUUGCAUCAUCUCCCCUAGGGUGGAUGCCUUCUGAGCCCUGCCUGCUCCCCCAGGUCUCCUUCCUUUAUUCUCUGCCUGGGCCCCAGAUGCCCCCCAGAGUGAUUUGCUAACUCUGGACACCCAUGGCUUGUUCAGUCCACCUGGUCUGUGAGCCAUAUUAAGGGCAAUUAUCCUAAAAGCAACCGGAAACCAGAGGCAACCCUAGCAGGAACUGGCAGCGGUCAGACUAAGGUGCUGGGAUCUGAUGGGUGAGAUGAGGGAGGAGGAAGACAAGGAGGUGUAAUCAGAGCCUGGUCAUCUGUCCACCUGCAGGCUUGUCUGUGCCAAAGCCUCUUGCACUGAAUGGCCUGAGGAACAGGGUCUUUGUCCCCAGGAAAUCCAGGUGGAGGUAAGAACCAGCUGGGAGGAUUUUGUGGCCUCCCACACCCAGGGCCUGGCUCUUCCCCUUGGGCCCAGAAGUGGGAGGGUGCUCGAGCAGUGUAGCUGACAAAUAAAUACCAAGUGAUUUUGAGGAAGCAGUUGAUACAUCCACACAGGCCCCAUGAUGCUGGAGAUGCUGUUGCUGCCUUACCCCCUGCUGGGGCUGCUCCUGCUGACCCUGCUGGGGGCCGCCCUGCUGGGGGCCGCCCUGCUUUCCAGGCAGCGAGCUCCAGCACGGAACAAGAUCCCCAGGGCACAGAGGCGCAGGGAGGUGGCGCUGCAGCAGAUGGCAGCCCUGGCACAGCGUCUCCGGGAGCAGGAGCCAGGCCUGGACCCCAAGCCCAUCCUGGCGUUGCCCCUGGUGGAGCUGGCUCAGAAGCUGCAGGCGGAAGAGCUGAGUCUGGAGAGUGUCCUCUGUAGCUACUUAGAGGAGGCGCUGAAGGUGCACCAGGAGGUGAACUGCCUGACAGAUUUCCUGGAAGAAUGUGAGGAACAACUGCAGGCAUUGAAGAAGCUCAAGAAGAGUGAGAGAGGCCUUCUCUAUGGGGUCCCCAUGAGUCUCAAGGACCCCUAUGACUGCAUGGGCCAUGACUCUACGUGUGGCCUGGCACAGUUCCUGGAGAAGCCAGCGGCCAAGGAUGGGGUCCUUGUGAAAGUGCUGAAGGCCCAGGGGGCUAUUCCCUUCGUUAAGACCAACAUCCCCCAGUCAAUGCUCAGCUUUGACUGCAGCAACCCCAUCUAUGGACAGACCCGGAAUCCUUUGAACUUAAAGAAGACCCCUGGAGGGUCUUCGGGGGGUGAAGGAGCUCUGCUGAGUAAAGGGGGUUCCAUCCUGGGCAUGGGCACCGACACAGGGGGCAGCAUCCGCAUACCAUCCAGCUUUUGUGGUGUCUAUGGCCUCCGGACCUCAAGAGACCGCCUCAGCUACACAGGAAUUGCCUCUGCUGUGAAGGGCAAGACAUCAGUGGCCACCGUGGCUGGCCCCCUGGCCCGGGAUGUGGACAGCCUGGUGUUGUGUCUGCGAGCCCUGCUGAGUGAAGACAUGCACCAGCUGGACCCCACUGUGCCUUUCAUGCCCUUCAGGGAGGAGAUAUACUCCAACACCCGGCCCCUUCGAAUUGGCUACUAUGAAUCAGAUGGCUUUUCUCAACCAUCUCCUAGCAUGGCCAGGGCUGUGAGGCUCACCUGCAGACUGCUCCAGGAUGCAGGACAUGAGGUCAUUCCCUUCUCCAUCCCCCGGAUAGAGUAUGCCAUGCAAAAGCUCUACACAGGGGGUCUGUUUGCCGAUGGAGGGGCCACACUUCUCGAGAAGCUUGAGGGAGACAUUGUGGACCCCUCCAUGAAGGCAUUAGUCACCGAGCUCCGCCUGCCAGACCUGCUGAAGUGUAUCUUGGCCAGGAUCCUGAAGAAGAUAGAGCCCCGAACUGCCCAGAAUUUGGAAAUGAUUCGUGGAGUGAAAAGAUCCUCCCAAUCUGCCCUUUGGACUUCCCAGUGUCUUCCUCAUUCCUCCAGGACACCCAAGAAACUGUGGGAGCAGCACACAGCAGUGCAGGAAUAUCAGCAAGAGUUCAUAGCCAAGUGGAAGUCCUUGGACCUGGAUGUGCUGCUGUCGCCAUCUCUGGACCCUGCCUUCUAUAUAGGCUAUCCUGCCAAAGCAUCAGCUAGCAGCUCUUACCACAGCCUGUACAAUAUGUUGGACUUCCCUGCUGGCGUGGUGCCCGUCACCACUGUGACGCUACAGGACGAGGAGGAACUGGCCUUCUACAAGGGAUACUACGGAGAUAGUAAUGACAGAAACUUCAAGGAGGCGGUGGAAGGAUCCGUGGGGCUCCCAGUGGCUGUGCAGUGCAUCACUUUGCCAUGGGAAGAGGAACUCUGUCUUCGGUUCAUGAAGGAGGUGGAGACCUUGACCAAGAACCAGACGGAACCCAGAUGAGAAGCUAUUUCUUUUGGAGAUCUUCCUACAUCCUUAUCCAAGUCUGUUCCCAAUGCCCCUUCCUUCUCAUGAGUGCCAUAUCCACCUCCUAUCUCCUCUGGGAAGCCCACCAUAUUCCUUUUCUUUGUAGUUUUUUCUGUCCUUGUAGGUGCUUCAUCGGUGGACUCAAAGCCACUCAAGAUGGGGAUCAGGGUGAAGGGCUCAAUAAACAUUUCUUACUGGCCA